Molecule: messenger RNA, 1219 nt
Organism: Saccostrea cuccullata (small rock oyster)
Lineage: Eukaryota; Metazoa; Mollusca; Bivalvia; Ostreida; Ostreidae
Exons: 2
Coding region: 1-828 (275 amino acids)
Molecular function (GO): nucleic acid binding; zinc ion binding
Source: RefSeq, a predicted model, not a curated record
AUGGAAACCAGUACAGCGAGUUCAGAUGUGCACUAUUCUGAAGAAGUUUUAUUGGGCGAGUCUAGUACUAGUGAACAAUUGUCUAACGAGGAUGCAGUAUCUUUAUUUAAUAGUUCAUUGAGAAAAGCUUUGCAACAGCAGAAUGAGGUCAUUGUGAGUUCUAUUGUGAAGCAAAUUAACAGUAAACCUAAUAAUCCCGCCACGAAUACCGGGCACGAGGAUAGCGCACGGGAGGAUACUAAACAUAACUCAUUCGAUUUCAAACACGAGGGACAUCGCAUUCAGCAUACCUUUAAUACAGAGAGAAUAGAGAAGUUGAUUGAAACAAAAAACUUUAUAGAGAAGAAAGAUUUGGAGAAUGCGGCACUGACAAUUGAGAAAGAAAUCGGCGAGUUGCGACAACGAAACAAGAUUCUAAAAAUAGCAGACAGGCACGGGUGGGAUACUGUCAACGAAUAUUUAGACGAUCCAUUAGCAGACAACAAUGACGACGCUGUUAAGUUACGGGGCGCUGUUACCCGUGCUGUUCGUAAGCGUAAUUACAGAGGGAAGCCAUAUACAUAUCCCAUGCAAAACCGUAGACAGAAUGCAUUUGCUGCCAACGACUUUUUUCGCACUUUCGGCCAAACGUUUGCUACAGGGGGGUACAAGCAAUUCGCCAAACCAAUCGAAUACGGCGCAGGUCAACAGAACUUUGAACGGAAGUGCUUUUUCUGCAGACAGGUCGGACAUUACGUCAGGGACUGCCCAUUUGCCAGAGGACAACAAGUUCCAGUGUCAGCUUCCACGGUCGCAUCGGCCUCUAGCAACAACGCCAACAAGCAGUAGUAGAGAACAAAUUUUUAAUGAUACUUGGGCGGAAAUUAAAGACAUGUCAACGAAAGAGCAGUUUAAAUCGGCAGAUUCCUCAAUAUUCCACAUCAUGAAAAGUGCAAAAAGUAAAAACACAGUCAAGCAGUAUGAAACGUAUUUCAAGAAAUUUACGCAGUGGUGUAUUUCCAAAGAUGUCGCAAGUUUUCCCGCAAAAUCUAGUGUGAUUGCCAUUUUCUUAAGUGGAUUAAUUCAACAAGGAGUUUCUGAAGCAGUUCUGUGUUCAUUUUUCUAUAGUAUAAAGUGGUAUCAUGAUCUUCAUUGUGCGUUUUCUAAUCCUUGUGACGACAGUGUUAUUCAUAGUUUAAUGGAGGGGGGAAACGAAUUUUAUCAAAGCCCAUAAAGAAGA